CAGUGAUUGCUGAUUGGUCACACAGAAAGCAUGCCACUCUGUGAGCUCAACAGGUCGCUUGCUAAGAACUUCAGUACCUGUUCCAAGGAUGAGACUCGUGCCGACAUUAUCCUGCCAACUAUCCUGCUUGACUUGACAAUGUAUGUGCCUAAAGUUCUUACUGGAGACUCUUUCAGGAUAUAUGUAUAUUGCACGAUCAACUAAUGUCCUGUAAACUCAGGGGGACAUUGGCUGGAGAAAGCCACCAUGGCUUGCUUACAUGGACCACGACUACUGAAUUUGGAGAAAACCCCUCCUCAUCUUCAGUUCAAUGACUUGAUCCUGACAGGCUACCGGCCAAUUUCAACCUUUCAGGGGUGCAUCAGAAGCUUGUUCUACUUGCACAAUGAAUUUGGUAACAUUUAUACCCAUGGAAUCCCAUUCUUCUGUUUCCUUGUGCUGCUGCCACUUAACAUCCCCUGGUCCGAGGUGGAGCAAACGUGGAUGUGUGUGUUCCACUACCUUGCCUGCCUGUCCCCCACCGUGGGCUCAGUGCUUUACCACACCUUCAUGAACCAUGAGGGCGGGGAGCCCAUCUACGACACACUCCUUUCCCUUGACAUGGUCGGAGUCUGCCUGGUCAACACCUUGGGAUGCCUGCCCAUCAUCUAUAUCACCCUGAUGUGCUACCCUGGCACUUGCAUCCUGGCCCUCCUGUCCUACAGCCUAAUCUCAGCCUGGGGCAUCCUCUGUGCCACCACAGCGCGUAGCAACUAUGGGCGCCUUCGCGCUUUCAUCUGGCAGGCCCUCUUCCGUGUGCUCCUCUUCCUGUUCCGUUGGCUGGGCGACGGUGUAGGCAGCCCAGCUUCGCUGCGCCUCUUCUUCACCAUGGACAUGCUGGCUAUCAUGGGUGGCCUGGUGAACCUUAGCCGGGUGCCCGAGCGUUUUAGCCCAGGCCUCUUCGACUACUGGUGCAACAGCCACCAGAUAAUGCAUGUGCUGGUGAUCUGCUCCAUUAUCUACAUGCACUGGGGGAUGCUGGAGGAUUUAGCCUGGAUUAAGACGUUCCAGUGUCCGGUGUUGGAGUGAGGGACAGAGA
This is a messenger RNA of Oncorhynchus mykiss (rainbow trout), 1078 nucleotides long. RefSeq names its product progestin and adipoQ receptor family member 4-like. Gene Ontology annotation, cellular component: membrane. Lineage: Eukaryota; Metazoa; Chordata; Actinopteri; Salmoniformes; Salmonidae. The record is from RefSeq and is a predicted model, not a curated record. Gene Ontology annotation, molecular function: signaling receptor activity.